This is a messenger RNA of Zingiber officinale, 1809 nucleotides long. Its product is annotated as zinc finger MYM-type protein 1-like. Lineage: Eukaryota; Viridiplantae; Streptophyta; Magnoliopsida; Zingiberales; Zingiberaceae. Bases 1 to 1809 code for a protein of 602 amino acids. The transcript has 7 exons. The record is from RefSeq and is a predicted model, not a curated record.
AUGGGUGGAGUUCACGGAGACGGACGGAGGCUGGGAAAGCGGCAGCGGGACCGGUCGGACGGCGAGGCUGGGACAGCGGCAGCGGAGACCGGUCGGACGACGACGACAGGUUGGACGGCGGUGGCAGCGACAAACCUAGGGAGCGAAAUUCUGACGGUUCUCUUUUGGAAGAUUGCAGCUGCCUUGCCCGGGGUGGAAAAUCUUUCUUCAGAAAAGCCGGAUGACAUGGUCAAGGAUAUACUUUUUGAACCAGUUCGGAAAGCUCAAGAUGCCACGCAUUUCUACAUGACCAGUGAGGGUAUGUGGUUGCCAUGUGGACCAAGAAAUCCAGGUGCGCAUUUCUACAUGACCAGUGAAGGUAAAAUAACAAUGUUGAGGUAUUUUAAGAAAAUACGAGAUGAACCUACUUCAAACAAGUCAUCUCCCCCUCCACCACCUCCUCCUCCUCCGCCUCCUCUACCAGCUCCUCUUGAUGCUGACUCAAAUGAGUAUCCUAGUGAUCCUGGGCUAAGAAAGCACAUUCUUGAGUAUAAUGUUAAUGAAAGGGAGAUUGUUCGACGUUACUAUUUGCAAAAAGAAUAUAGCAUUGCAAAAGAUGCGGCUUUUUGUCUUUAUUGCUAUUUAUUCAAAGCGGAUCAUGGUGGUCAAAGUGAUGGUGAUUCUUUUGUUACUGAGGGAUUUAAAAAUUGGAGAAAGAAAGAAAAAUUUAAUGAACAUGUUGGAAAUCAGAGCAGCAUUCACAACAGGUGCAUGAUGGCGGCUUAUGAUUUAAUGAAUCAAAAACAACAUAUUGAAACUUGUUUGGUCAAUCAGUCUAGUCAAGUAGCUAUCGAUUAUCGUGUUCGUUUGACAGCAUCAAUUGAUUGCAUAAGAUUUCUUGUGCGUCAAGGAUUAGCAUUUCGUGGUCAUGAUGAAUCAACAAACUCACUCAAUCAUGGUAAUUUUCUUGAAUUGUUAAGAUUUCUUGCUGACCAUAAUGAGGAUAUCAAUAGAGUUGCACUAGACAAUGCUCCCUCAAAUCUCAAAUUGACAUCGCCUGAUAUUCAGAAAGAUAUUAUCAGAUCCAUUGCUUAUUUAACCACUAAUUCUAUUCUUGGAGAUCUCGGUGAUGAAUUAUUUACUAUAUUGGUUGAUGAGGCUCGUGAUAUAUCUGUUAAAGAACAAAUGGCAGUUGCUUUACGAUUUGUAGAUGAAAGGGGAAAUAUUGUUGAGCGCUUUCUAGGCCUUGUACAUGUAAGCGACACUACUGCCUUAUCACUUAAAACUGCUAUUAAUUCUUUGUUGUGCCAACAUGGAUUAUCUAUAUCUAAUUUGCGGGGGCAAGGAUAUGAUGGAGCUAGCAAUAUGAGAGGAGAAUUCAAUGGCUUAAAAAGCUUAAUUAUGAUGGAGAACCCUUCUGCUUAUUAUGUUCAUUGUUUUGCUCAUCAACUGCAGCUUACACUUGUAGCUGUUGCUGAAAAUCAUAUAAGAAUUUCUACUUUUUUUGAUGUGGUUGCACAAUUGAACAAUAUUGUUGGAGCGUCAUGCAAGCGAAGAGAUAUACUUCGUGAGAAACAAUUUGAAAAGGUUAUUAAAGGAAUUUGCAAUGGUGAUAUCUUCACUGGACAAGAGGAGGGAAAAGAUCACAAGCAAAGGGCACAAGCAAAUAAUCUGUUGGAAUUGAUUGGAAAAUAUGAAUUUAUAUUUCAGAUGCACUUAAUGAAGAAUAUCUUGGGAGUCACGAAUGAUUUGUCGCAAGCUUUACAAAGAAAAGAUCAAGACAUUGUAAAUGCCAUGAUUCAUGAGUUGAACAAUCGCUUUAACGAGUGA